AUGUCGCACAAGCUACAUGAGACCUACAAUGCUGCGCGGCCAGUUCCGAAAGUCGCUCUUAAGAGUAUCUUAGACCCACACGGCGCGACAGAAACGAAGGCUAAACACCUGCGAGGUAAGGACGGGAAAGAAGAGAAGGAGAGAAAUGAAACCGAGAAGUCGACAAAUCAAAUGGAGAAAGGCAGAGAGGUCGUGGUCAAGGACCCGGUCACUGGGGAAGAGACGACGGUCAAACACGGAGGUGAGGAAGGGGACGAAAAGGAUGUACGAAGCAAAGGAAAGAAUGUGUUAAACAUGGAUUAUCCUCCACCUGACUGGUCAGCACAUAGGGCCUACGUGCUAGAGCUCACACGAGCGUCCAUUGUCAAAAUCAUGGCCGGUUACAUCUGCUUCCCAUUUGCGCUGUACUUCAUAACUGGUCUUCCUCUCAUUUCACGGAUACGCUUUCAAUCGCAUCCCUACGUCAACCUAGGAAUUUUCCUCAUCUUCUCUCUCGUCCCACCAUCACUAUUCGCAUACACGCUCUUGUUUGCGCUCUGCAGAAAGUCCGCAGAAGACUUCGAUGAUCGCGUUUGGGACGCCGAGCGAGCUCGCGGACUUGCCGCUGGGGAGGACAAAGAUGGAGACGGAGUGGUCGGAACGGACGAACGUGUCAAGGAGAGUGUUGAGUGGCUAAACACUGUUUUGAGGGGUAUCUGGCCUAUAAUCAAUCCGGAUAUGUUUAAUUCUGGUAUCGACAUGCUAGAAGAUAUUAUGCAAGCUAGCUCUCCAAAGUUCACUCAUUCUGUACGAGUCGCAGACCUAGGUCAAGGCUUGAAUCCGUUACGAAUAACUUCUAUUCGUUCUCUUCCAGACGUGGAAACGGACGAAGCACUCCAGGACCUUGACGAUGAUAUCAGGAAGAACCUUUCCAGGGAACACGUCAAUCUUGAAGUAUCAUUCGCAUAUCGUGCUCUACCAAGUGGUGCGACGGCCAGCAGUAAGGCACAUAAUGCACAUCUUCUCGUUGAUUUUUUUCUUGGCGUGAGCGGCGCGUACGAGUUCAACUUCCCUGUAUGGGUUGAGUUGACGGGUGUAUCUGGAACUGCAAGAGCAAGGCUUGAACUCAUCCCAGAUCCACCGUUCAUUAAGACUGCACUCGUCACGCUCAUGGGACUGCCGCGAAUAUCAAUCAAAGUGGUACCGAUGUCGAAGUCGCUGCCGAAUGUUAUGAACAUUCCAGUCUUGUCUUCGUUCAUUUCAAAGUCCAUCGAUGCGGCUUGUGCGGAGUAUGUAGCUCCACGUAGUCUAGCGCUGGACUUGCAGCAACUCAUCAGUGGAGAUGAUAUAAAGAAAGAUACGGAAUCAAUUGGCGUCAUUGUGGUCCAUAUUCACCGUGCGAAAGAUUUGAAGAAGAUGGAUUCAAGGAACUCGUCAGACACGGAAUCUUCAGAUCCAUACGUUACUGUCGUUUAUUCUCGUCAAGGGAGGCCUUUGUAUAGCACACGCAUCAUAUUCGCGGAUUUGAACCCCUGCUUUGAGGAGACUGCUGUUGUGACGGUUGAUGCAAAUGCAAUCAAGAUUCGAGAGAAGCUCUGUCUGCAACUCUGGGAUUCCGAUCGGGCCAGUGCGGACGACAUGAUGGGCUUCGUAGAAAUUGACAUCCUUGAACUGAUGCGAAACAAGAACACGCCAACUCGUCGAGUGUGUUUUCUCACGAGCCCUGAUUCCGAGAGUCGGUCUGGCCAUCUAGAGUUUACAGUUGGCUACUACACGAAAAUGUGGCCUGAUGAAAAACUCAAGACUGACGGAUCUGACCCCGCUAUACCUGAGGACCUCAAGAAACAUGACCCAGAGUUCCAGGAAGCCCGUGCAGUGGCAUUGAACGACCUUGAAGCCGCCGUGCUUAGGACUCCACCCAGCCCUGAGUGGCCGUCGGGAAUCUUGAGCGUCCAGGUACAUGAAAUUCGAGACCUUAAGAUUCGAAUGGAGGGAAGGGAGACGAAUGUAUUUGGUGGAGGAAGAGGUGAGGGUGCAAAAGGACAGGACGAUGAUGGUGAAGAGCAAGAGGAGGGUAGUAAUUUGCCAUCCUCCUAUUGCACUAUUUCCGUCAAUGAUAACUUCGUCUAUUCGACUCGUGUUAAGCCCAUCACGUCGACUCCGAUAUUUAAUGCUGGCACUGAGAGGUUCGUUCGGGACUGGCGCUGUGCACACGUUAGCGUCACAGUCAGGGACUCAAGGAUGCGGGAGAACGAUCCGAUUCUUGGUAUCGUGUGGCUAAAGCUGUCCGACCUCCUUGCAAACGCGUCUGAGGUGACUCGAUUUUUCCCAAUUGAAAAUGGUAUCGGAUACGGCUCGGUACGUGUCUCGGUGUUAUUCAGGCCAGUCCAGGUGAAGCUUCCGCCAAAUCUGUUGGGCUUUGAUGCAGGGACGCUGGUCAUUCGCAAACUUCGUGCAAAACCAAUUGGAGAAAAUACAGAGAGCCUUCUUUCUACUUUGCUUUCUUGCGAAGUCAAGCUAAAGGCAUCCAUGUCUACUAGCAAAGCUUCGAAGAAGGACGCAGAACGUGAAGACGAUGGGAGUGUCGUUUGGAAGGAGGAUCCUCCGAUGGAAAUUCCUGUGCAACAGCGUUACGGUUCAGCCCUGGUCAUCAAGUUCAAGGAGUCUACCGCACUCAAGUCGAGCAAACUGGGCAUGGCUGUACUCUGGCUCCGUGAUGUUGUUGACGACGAGGACAACGUCAUCGACGUAGCGCUCUUCAAAGCAGGAAACUACGACCGCCUCAAGCAGAAUUACAUCCCACCCGAUGGGAACUUGGGUGCCUGGGAAACGAGUAGGGACGAGUUGACGCGGAUUGGGACUGUGCAACUGGAAUUGACGAUUAACCCUGGGAUUGGGACUGCGCAUCGGAAGACUAUGAAUACGUCUGAGCCAUCACAGAAACGUCUAUGGGAGGAAGUUGAUCGGCGUGAUAGUGUUGGUUUGCAAGAACAAGUGGGAUAUUACGAGGAUGGGAAAGCCGUAUCCGGACAGAAUACCGAAGUCAGUCAAGAGGAGGUUCAUGACGAGACGCAGGAAAAUGACGAACAGGAAAAUGGAGUCGACGGAGUCAACAAGAGUGCGGACGGUUCCGCUGAUGAGGAAAGCGAUGGAGACGAGAACAAGGGUCUCAUGCACAAGUUAAAGGAAUGGAAGAAGCACGAAAAGGAAUUGCAUCAGCAACAUCGAGGUAUAAUGCAGAGAAAGCCAGCUCGGACUGCCGAGUGGCUGAAGAACAACGUCGAGGAGACAGGUCAGAAAGUCAAGAAUCGGUUCAAGAUGAAGUCUCGUCAGCCGGACGUCGAGACCGAAGUUUAA
Fomitiporia mediterranea MF3/22 is the source of this 3336-nucleotide messenger RNA. RefSeq lists its product as uncharacterized. Gene Ontology annotation, molecular function: lipid binding. NCBI's taxonomy places the organism in Eukaryota, Fungi, Basidiomycota, Agaricomycetes, Hymenochaetales, Hymenochaetaceae. The transcript has 17 exons. Bases 1 to 3336 code for a protein of 1111 amino acids. The record is from RefSeq and is a predicted model, not a curated record.